Messenger RNA from Mytilus californianus (California mussel), 3417 nucleotides. RefSeq lists its product as uncharacterized. The transcript is spliced from 10 exons. Gene Ontology annotation, molecular function: scavenger receptor activity. Bases 259 to 1428 code for a protein of 389 amino acids. NCBI's taxonomy places the organism in Eukaryota, Metazoa, Mollusca, Bivalvia, Mytilida, Mytilidae. The record is from RefSeq and is a predicted model, not a curated record.
UUCCUAAACCGAUAAUACAUUUAAAAAUAGGACAACCAUUAAAACAAUUGGUCGUCUGUGAUUCAUCGGACAUAUAGGAUGACAUAUUCUAUUUUAACAUGGACUAUCUUUUGAAAUAGAAAAAUUAUCUACACAACCAGUGGUAGUAUUCUGUACAGUUUUACUGCAAUAUUAAGACCAAAGAAUCCAUUGUUCUGCGAACAAAAAUCACAUAUUCCUAUGCAUUAUUUUGAGUGCCAAUCUAACAUUUAAGAUAAAAUGAAGCCCGUCGUGUUCAUCUUCAGUCUGUUGUGUAUAGUUUUGUGUUUACUAGCUGAAAUCGUAAGUCAAGUAACUGGUACUGAUCCAUGUAUGGGUUAUAGUAGUUGUACCACAUCAUGUAAAGAAGAUUUACAACACUGUAGGGAUCCACAAAGGUAUAUACAGGGCGUGUGUAAAAUAAUAACUGGAGGAUGCAUUUGUCAACCAGGUCUAGUAGGAGCAACGUGCAAUAAUACGUGUGAACCUGGGAAAUAUGGAAUUGCAUGUACAAAUCCGUGUAACUGUGACGUCAAAGAAUGUAAUAGAGCUACUGGAUGUCCAUCAUCAGAUUACACUACGACUAUAAUUAUAAUUAUAGUAUCCACUGUAAUUGUCAUUGUGGGUGUAAUCAGCCUAUGUCUGAUUGUUAGAAAAUACAGAUUGAACAAAUCUACAACAAAGCACUUAGAAAGGGCCCAAGACAACAGUGAAGCUCAGUUGUUAUCCGACGGAACCAGAACUAGAAGCGGAAAUGACUAUGAAGGUAUUGAUACAAGAUUUGAUUUUAGCUUUCUUCCUGCAGAAAAUACAGAAAACAUGCAAGUUGACAGCACUCAUGAACAGGUUCUGAAUAGUUCUGAUUACGUAGAUAUGAACAUGGAAAACGACAAUCCAAGUACUGAUCUUAACAAUCAGCCGAUAACUAUCGAUAAUUACACGGAAAUCAGGGAUGCAGAUCUUCAUCAAGCAGAAGAAGAAAACGUUCAAAUUGAAAGUUCCUCUGAACAAAUUGCAAGUAGUUAUUCAUACAUCGAUAUUAACCUGGAAAAGGAACCACAACAUGUCAGAAAAAAUUAUCAGAUCUUGACUAUUGAUAAUUACAUGGAAAUCAGAGAUGAAGAUCUUAAUCAAGCAGAGGAAUUCAGCUUGACGCCAUCUUAUAUGUCACCUAAUGACAUCACUGAAAUACCAGCAUUUUUCAAAUCUGACAAUGCAUAUACAGUCGAGUCUGAUCUUCGAAAGAUUACGAUUGGUAUAUCGGAUGUUCCAAAAAUAAUGAACAAACAGGAUGAAGUAUACAAUAUUCUGAACCGGAUACCAAAACAGGUCAAGCAUUUUGAUACUAAUUAUGACCAUGUAACCCCAAACGACGAUUUAUACAAUGACUUGAAUUUUACUUUAAAGUAAGAUGCAUAAAAAAAAGUGAUUUAACAUUGUAAUUUUCUACUACGCUUGAAAUAUGAAAUAGUAGACACAAUGAGAUUUGGCAGAUACUUCAACUGCAUUAAAAACUUGAAAAAUGAAGACUUGUAUUUUUACUGGAUAUGACAAAAACAUUUAGAUACUCCAUGAAACAACUAUUCAUAUUGUUUUUGAUCUUAGACGGUAAUUUGAUUAUGUUUUCGCAGAUAAUAUUAAUCUCAAUGAGUGGUAUAUCAAGGAAAAUAAGUUCAUUGAAAUUUAUGAAAAAGAUCAAUGAAAACCUUUUCCGAAAGUUGACAAUUCCCGUUUAGCAGCCAAUUAAACCAUGAAGAAGUAAAUUCAUAUUCAAGGGAGCUCAAAUUGCCAGAAAGCAAUUAACAAUGCAGAAAGACAAUAUUUCAUGCAAUACCAGAAAAUUGUGUUGCCAUCGGAAAUAUAUGUACAGCAUUUCAAUACACAAUACACUAACAGCAUAUUAACGAAAGAUAAAAUUAACAUUAUUUUGAUAAAUACCAAACCAUUUCAGUUUGCAAAAAUAAUAAAAUAUCAAUGGGUGAAAGGGGGUCUAGUUAUAAGGAAAAACGAAAGAUCUUACAACUUCUUAACUUGUUCUCACGAUAAACAAUGUGACUAAUUCGCUGUGAACUACUCCGUAUUUUAAAUCUACCAAAGGAUCAUAGUUCAACAGUAAAUGCCAAUAGUUGGAAUAUAAUUUAGUAAACGGGUCUACCAGUUUAUCAUCUGCAUUUUUAAAGAUAUGUUAGCAUUCAGCAUACACAAUUUAUUGUUACAUCACUGCAAAUACGGCCAUAACGAAUUAACUCAGAAAGAUCAAUCAUACACGAGCUUAAAAAUAAAAGCAUCAAUAAAAGAAAAAUAAUCACGAGAGGAAACUAGCUAAUGACCCCAUUUUACAUCAACCUGCUCAUUAUGAUGAAGGAUAUUUAUUGAAUUUUGUAUUUAUUGUUUCAUACAAAGUUUUUUACCCUUGUGUAAGUGUUGUACACUUUUAAGAUGUAUGUUUUAUUUAUUUACUGUAUACAGUAAUUGUUCUUACUAGUGGAUGACAUAUAUAUGAGACAAUGCUGCAUGUUAUUUUCAUUUUGUUCAGGUUGAGAUUUAUCAACGGCUAUCCAUGAAUUGAAUAAUAUGUUCUCAAAACCUUUGUACUAGAAUACUAAACCGAGAGCACUGGAGACUAAACUGAUCAAUUGUAACACGUGAUGAUUUGAUCAGUUUAGUUUAUCAAUAAAUGUGGGUUGUGAACAAAACUUUACGACAAAACAGAUGAUUUCAGCUUCACAAUUUUUAAACCAAGAGCUCCAAGUGGUAAAGUUAAUAUCAUCCCUUCGAAAUUUUAACAGACACCAUCACGACUUGUUUGACCAUUAUGAAAUAUUUGUUACACACAUAACGACGAAUAUAUUCCAAUUGUCGUUAUUACAGUCCGUCCUCUUUUCCUCGAAUGUGACAUACCGAAUUAGACUUUUCCCCAGGUUUGUAAAUACAUGAGCAUCACGACGGGUGCCACGUGUGGUGCAGGAUUUGCACACCAACCAGGAGCACCCAAGAUCCUCCAGUUUUUGAUGGUGCUCAUGUUGCUCAGUCUACUAUUCUAUGUAGAUUGUUGUUUGUCUAUUCCUCGUUUGAGUUCGACUUACGAUUAUUUAUUUUCCCUUUGGUAUCUUCUGUAUGUUUUUUAAAUUAUAAAUUAUAGGCAAUAAACAAUAAACAAUAUCUUUCGGAACAAAUACAUUUUACAUGAAAUACGAGCGAUAAAACUCAUCAUUGUAUAAUAUAUGGGAAAAUUAGAGUGAAUUUUCUAGAAUGCAAAAUAACUAUAACACGUUCCAUAGCUGGAUUAGAUCAAAAUUUACUGUUAGUCGUAUUGUUUUUUUUAACAUUUUGUUUAAUAUGUCAAAUGCCUGUUGUUAUAUCAUAUAAAUAAAGUCAUCAUAGAUACCAGGAUUAAAA